AUGUCGGAGAAGGCUGCUGCUGCUAUCGUUAAUGUCCGUACCUCUGAUGGUGUGGUCGUCCCUAUCCCUCUGAAGGCUGCAUGCUUUAGUAUCCUGGUCAACAACAUGGUUGAUGAUGCUAGUGGUAGCAUCAAUGAGGAGGAGAUACCUCUACCUAAUGUUACGUCCAAGAUACUAAGCAAGGUCGUUCAAUGGUGUGAAUAUCAUGUUGAUAAUCCUGUUAGUGUUAUCAAUAAGCCAUUGAAGAUGGGCGGUCGUCUUCGUGACAACGGAGUGUCCGAAUGGGAUGAUAAGUUUGUGGACUUACCAGAGAAGGAGUUAUUCGAUGUGAUGCUAGCGGCCAACUUUAUGGAUAUAAAACCACUACUGGAGUUAUGCUGUGCAUCGGUAGCUUCCUCUAUCAAGUCCAAGACGGUUGAGGAACUACGACAAGAGCUUGGUGUUGGUGAGGAUGGCUUUACGGCUGAGGAGGAGGAAAAGAUACUCCGCGAUAAUGCAUCUUGGUGUAAGGAGGCUGCUGAGAUGUUGCAGGACAUAGAGAAGGAGAAGGCCGUGGCUGCUGCGGCUGCUGCCAGUGAGGGCGUCUCUGGCGAGGAGCAGACAUCCGAUGCUGGUGAUGGGAAUUAGACUUUGAAUAGGAGAGUCGUAUGCCAGCGAUAAAUUGAGGAGCACUGUAGAGUUGGAUAUUGUAUUCAUUUUUCU
Molecule: messenger RNA, 702 nt
Organism: Perkinsus marinus ATCC 50983
Lineage: Eukaryota; Perkinsozoa; Perkinsida; Perkinsidae
Product: glycoprotein FP21 precursor, putative
Exons: 6
Coding region: 1-627 (208 amino acids)
Biological process (GO): SCF-dependent proteasomal ubiquitin-dependent protein catabolic process
Cellular component (GO): nucleus; cytoplasm
Molecular function (GO): cullin family protein binding
Source: RefSeq, a predicted model, not a curated record